AUGCUCAGCACAACUAAGAGGGUCCCGGUGCAAAUAAGUAUCCCAACCACAACCCCGGUCGACAACGAUGGCGAACUUGAGGGUCCCGGUGUUGACGAGGACCUAGAAGGAGGGGGCGGGCUCCGGCUCGGAUUAGAAGGUGUUGUCGGCGUGUUGGUACGAGACGGGGGCGGAGGAGACCUCGACGGAGUAGAUGGAGUCGCUGGAGUUGUGGACGGCGUCGAUGGUGGCGGUGGAGAAGCCGAUGAGUCCGGAGGUGGCGUUGUAGUGGAGGGAGGCGAGGGAACUGGUGUAGUAGGCGUUGGUGGCGAGGGAGUCGACGACGUAGCUACUGGCGGCGACAGAGUGGUAGAAGGAGGCACAGAUGUGGCAGCCGAAGGAGACGGAGUGGCUGGUGGAGGUGCGGGAGUUGAUGGAGUAGUAGGCGGCGUUGCGGUUCGAUUCGGAAUUACCAUAUUGUAA
Messenger RNA from Humulus lupulus (European hop), 462 nucleotides. Its product is annotated as glycine-rich cell wall structural protein 1-like. NCBI's taxonomy places the organism in Eukaryota, Viridiplantae, Streptophyta, Magnoliopsida, Rosales, Cannabaceae. The transcript has a single exon. The coding region runs from base 1 to 462 and encodes 153 amino acids. The record is from RefSeq and is a predicted model, not a curated record.